AUGACACAGUUUCACUGUUUUGAAUAUAUUGAGAAUCAUGGGACACCCAUUAGUAACACCAUUAGUAACAUAAGAAGGAUCAGAAAACUUUCUCCGUUUGAGCAUAAUGCGAUUCUCGGUUCUGUUAAUGGUUUGAUAUGUCUUAGUGAUUUGAUAAAUAGGUUUUGUAUCUGUAACCCUAGGACUAGAGAGUAUAUUGUACUUCCUAAACGUACUGGAGAGUCCGGAUGGUAUUACAACUGGGUUGGAUUUGGUUACCUACCUUCAGCCGAUCAGUACAAAGUUGUAGUAGUGAAUGAGCUAAAGAAAGAACCCAAAUAUAUAGAGAUCAUGGUGUAUACUGUGGGCAGUGGCAACGGUUGGCGCAACAUUGGAAAAUUCAAUCGUAUAUUUAACUAUGUUAGUCCAGAACAUGGUAUCUUUGCGGACGGAGCUCUUCAUUGGAAGGAUCACGGAGAUAUAGUUUGGGUUUUCGAUUUGGCUGAUGAAAAAUUUUGUGCAAAAAAUAAUCACUCGAAGUAUCUUAAGAUUAAUAAUUACAACCCAAAAGCUUGUACCUGGAAAACACUGGUGGAUUUUAAGAGACAGUUUUGUCAAGUGUUCGCUCACAGCAUUACAUUAGUUUCAUUGAGAGGACUAGGAGAAGGUGCAAGAAUAUUUAAGAAGCGAAAACGCCGUGACUAG
This is a messenger RNA of Papaver somniferum (opium poppy), 684 nucleotides long. RefSeq lists its product as uncharacterized. The transcript has a single exon. The record is from RefSeq and is a predicted model, not a curated record. NCBI's taxonomy places the organism in Eukaryota, Viridiplantae, Streptophyta, Magnoliopsida, Ranunculales, Papaveraceae. The coding region runs from base 1 to 684 and encodes 227 amino acids.